Messenger RNA from Gastrolobium bilobum, 3684 nucleotides. RefSeq names its product putative disease resistance protein At3g14460. Gene Ontology annotation, molecular function: ADP binding. Gene Ontology annotation, biological process: defense response to other organism. Lineage: Eukaryota; Viridiplantae; Streptophyta; Magnoliopsida; Fabales; Fabaceae. The record is from RefSeq and is a predicted model, not a curated record.
AUGGCUGCAGCUUUUGUGGGAGAAGCAUUCCUCUCAGCUUCUGUGGAGGUGCUGUUAGACAGGUUCAUUUCCCUUGAGUUCCUAGAUUUCUUUCAUAGCAAGGAGCUUGAUGUCUCACUCCUUAAAAAGCUGAAAAUAUCACUGUUGAGUCUUCAAGCUGUAUUAAAUGAUGCUGAAGAGAAACAGAUUACUAAUCCUGCAGUCAAGGAAUGGCUACAAGAGCUCACACAUGCUGUCUUUGAUGCUGAUGAUUUGUUGGAUGAAAUCAACACUGAGGCUUUGCGAUGCAAACUGGAAGCUGAGUCUCAAAGUCAAACCAUUAGUGAUCAGGUGCGGAACUUCCUUUCUUCUCCUUUCAAACGGUUUUCAGGGUUGAUCCAUUCAAAAAUACUAGCAUUGUUUCAGAGGUUAGAACAAUUUGCACUGCAAAAAGACAUCCUUCAACUGAAAGGCAGUGUUUGGCAUGGAACUCCUACAAGUAGUGUGGUAGAUGAAUCUUCUAUUUAUGGAAGAGAUGAUGAGAAAAACAGACUUAAAGAUUAUCUACUUUCACAAGAUGCCGGUGACUGUAAAAUAGGAGUGAUUUCCAUUGUGGAUGGAGGGCCUGGUAAAACAACCCUCGCUAAACUCCUUUACAACGAUGAUAGAGUGAAAGAGAAAUUUGAUCUAAAAGCGUGGGCAUAUAUUUCAAAAGAUUUUGAUGUUUGCAGGGUUACUAAAACCAUUCUUGAAUCUGUCACUUUAAAACCAGCAAAUACAGAUAACCUGAAUAUUCUUCAAGUGAAAUUGCAGCAAAGCUUAAGCCAUAAAAGAUUUUUGCUUGUAUUGGACGACAUAUGGGAUGGGAACUAUGUUGAUUGGAACAAUUUAAUGGAAAUUUUUAGUGCUGCGGAAAUGGGAAGUAAGAUCAUCAUCACAACACGAGAUGAAAGUUUUGCUAAAGCCAUGCAAACCUCUUUUCCUAUCUACCAUCUGACAUCUCUGGCUGUUGAAGAUUGCUGGUCUUUACUUGCUAAACAUGCAUUUGGAGCAAAUAAUUGCAGCAGAGUGUCCAACCUAGAAGUAAUUGGUAAAGAAAUUGCUAAAAAAUGUGAUGGCUUACCAUUAGCUGCAGUGGCACUUGCGGGUCUCCUUCGCACCAAUUUAUCAGAAAAUUACUGGAACAAGGUAUUAAAAAGUAACAUUUGGGAUUUGCCGAAUGUUAAGGUGCUACCAGCUCUUCUGUUGAGCUAUCAUUAUCUCCCUGCUCCUUUAAAACAAUACUUUGCUUAUUGUUCAAUUUUUCCAAAGAACUCCGAGUUAGAAAAAAAGAGGGUAGUUCAGCUAUGGAUUGCAGAAGGCUUAGUACAUCAGCCUAGAAGUGAGAAAACCAUGGAAGAAGUAGGUGAUGAAUACUUUGAUGAACUCGUAUCAAGGUCAUUGAUACUUCGAGGGUCAUUGAAUGAGCAAGCAGACUUUAAGAUGCAUGACCUCGUUAAUGAUUUAGCCACAAUGAUUUCAUCUUCAUAUUGUAUCAGGUACGAGCAUCCAAAGUCACCUAAAAGUGUUGAAAGAGUUCGUCAUUUGUCAUACAACAAAGGGAGCUAUGACUCUUUCAACAAAUUUGAUUGCUUUUAUCAAUCAAAAGGUCUACGUACGUUCAUAGGCUUACCAUUAAAUCUAGGAUGGUGGUUAAAAAGUGGUCAUUUUGCAUCCCAUUACUUAUCAAACAAGGUGGUUCAUGACUUGUUACCAGCAAUGAAACAGUUACGGGUGUUGUCCUUGUCACACUAUUAUAAUAUCACUGAGCUUCCUGACCAUAUUGGAAAUUUAAUUCACCUGCGAUACUUAGAUCUUUCUAACACUAAAAUUCAAAGGUUACCAGAAGCAACAUGCAAGCUCUACAAUCUGCAGACCUUGUUGUUGUCCAAAUGUUGGUCACUCGCUGAAUUGCCUGAGGACAUGGGAAAUUUGGUUAAUCUACGACACCUUGACAUUAGUGGCACUAAAUUGAAGAAGAUGCCUGCACAAAUAGCCAGACUACAAAAUCUUCAAACCUUGUCUGCUUUUGUUGUCAGCAAACUGCAGGAUGGAUUGAAGGUUGGAGAGUUAAAAAAAAUUCCCCAUCUAAAGGGGAAACUUUGCAUUUCAAAGCUACAAAAUGUAAUUGACCCAUGUGAGGCUUUUCAAGCCAAUUUGAGGAAAAAAGAACUAAUAGACGAGUUGGCAUUGGAAUGGGAUUGUGGUACUACGGAAGACACACAAAUUGAAAGGCUUGUACUUGAACAGCUGCAGCCUCCAACAAAUUUGAAGAAGCUGACCAUUAAAUUCUAUGGUGGAACCAGCUUUCCAAGUUGGUUGGGUGAUUCCUCAUUUGGUAACAUGGUGUACUUGUGCAUCAGUGGUUGUGAUCAUUGUUGGUCACUGCCACCCCUUGGACAAUUGCCUCAUCUCCAAGAACUCUUCAUUUCUGGGAUGAAGUCUGUGAAGACCGUUGGUACUGAAUUUUACGGAAGUUGUUCCCCUUCAUUUCAGUCAUUUCCCUCCUUGGAGAUUCUGAGCUUUGAGAACAUGCCAGGGUGGGAGGAAUGGAACUUGAUUGGAGGUACAGCUAUAGAGUUUCCUAGUCUAUCACAUCUAUCUCUGAAGGAUUGUCCCAAACUCAAAGGAACCUUACUCAACAAACUUCCUUCCUCAACAUUUUUUUAUUUCUCAAACUGUUCUUUCUUGUUGCCAGUGUUCUGUCCCAAACUCAUAGAAAACUUACCAAGAAACCUUCAUCCCUCAAUUGUGCUUAAGUGCACUAAUUUCAUUGUAGACUUAACUAUCUCCGGCAUUCCAUCACCGGCAUCCCUCCCAGUAGAUGGUCUUCCCACAGUGUUGCGAUUUCUCACUUUAUACAAUUGUGAGAAACUGGAAUUCCUUCCUCAUGAAUCCUUGUGCAAUUACACAUCACUUGAGGAGUUGGAAAUUCGCAAUAGCUGUUAUUCACUGGCAUCAUUCACCUUAGGCUGUCUUCCUGUGCUCAAAAGUCUUAGCAUUAUGAGUUGUAAAAGUCUAAAAUCAAUUCUGAUUGAAGAAAAUGCUUUCCAGAGUCUCUCACAUCUUCAACGUUUGAGUAUAUGUGAUUGUCCUGAACUAGAGUCAUUUCCUGUGAAUUGUGUCAAGCUUACUUCACUGCCUGAACCAAUUAACACUCUUGCUGCUCUUCGAGGAUUGAAUAUUGAUAGCCUUCCAAAUCUUGAGUCUUUUGCAAAAGAAGGUUUGCCUAUCAAUUUACGCAUGUUUAUUGUCUGUAGUCUUGGGAGUUCCUGGACUACAGCUAUCAGUGAGUGGGGUUUGCAACGACUCACUUGUCUUUCAGAGUUGUAUAUUGGAGGUGAUGAUCUUUCAAACGCGCUAAUGAAAAUGAAAGUGCCAUUGCUGCCUACUUCUCUUGUGUCCCUAGUCAUCUACAAUCUUUGUGAUAUAAAAUGCUUGGAUGGGAAGUGGCUUCAGCAUCUCACCUCUCUUGAAGAACUUGAAAUUUCAUCCUGUCACCGACUUGAAUCUUUGCCUGAAGAGGGACUGCCUUCCUCUCUAUCACUAUUAACCAUCAACAGCUGUCCAUUAUUAGAAGCAAGUUGUCAUAGCAAUGGAGGGAAAGAGUGGCCUAAGAUUGCUCACAUUCCAUGCAUAGUUAUCAAUAGGCAAGUGUUCAUAUGA